AAUAUGCCUGGUGCUCUUAUACUUAUAGCUGAUGGAACGGAGGAGAUGGAAUUUACAAUCACCUACGACACCUUCAUUAGGGCGGGAAUCGCAUGUCAAUCGGCUUUCGUGCCCGAAAUCACAAGUGAUAAUCUUGCCAGUUCUGCCAGUCCUCCAGCCGCUAAAGGAUCACGCGGGAUCCGUAUCUUGCCUGAUCUAUAUUUUGAAAGCAGCGUCUGUGGACCAGACAAGUACGACGCGCUCAUCAUUCCUGGGGGCGCCAAAGGGGCGGACACUAUCUCUAAGUCCAAAGAGGUUCAAGUCCUUGUGAGGAAAUACCUAGACGAAAAGAAGUAUGUGGGAAUGGUUUGUGCAGGUAGUCUCGCUGCGUUAAGGUCUGGCCUUAACAAACAGCCCUUAACGUCCCAUCCCGGUGUGAAAGACCAGCUCAUUGCAGACUUCGACUAUUCUGACGAGCCAGUUGUCGUCUCGGACAAUUUAGUAACUAGCCGCGGUCCAGGCACCACAUUCCCCUUUGCUUUGACUUUUGUCGAGCUCUUGUGCGGCACCGACAAACGGAAGGAAGUAUCCACCCCAAUGGUGUUCCCCCCGGGUACUCCAUGGUAAAUCCCUGUAAAACAUGAACUGCAACCUUGUACGAGUAUUGAAGUGAAUCGAGUUCAAUUGUCAUUCGGAACGUUUGCCCAAGUGUCCGUAACUAGCAGGAUUGGAAUGCAGCCUUCUGCGGAAAGGAAGGGCGACUCGGAAGGAGGCUUCAGCGAAAUCACAAUGUAAUCCUGUGUGUCAUAUCAGAGCAGUGAGCACAACUAUAUUUGGG
This is a messenger RNA of Guyanagaster necrorhizus, 817 nucleotides long. Its product is annotated as DJ-1. The coding region runs from base 4 to 606 and encodes 200 amino acids. Lineage: Eukaryota; Fungi; Basidiomycota; Agaricomycetes; Agaricales; Physalacriaceae. The transcript is spliced from 7 exons. Gene Ontology annotation, biological process: glyoxal metabolic process; response to oxidative stress. Gene Ontology annotation, cellular component: cytoplasm; nucleus; mitochondrion. The record is from RefSeq and is a predicted model, not a curated record.